CCCUCCAACUUGCACCCCGCCCAUGUGACCACAGCCAGCCCGGCCAAGCGGAUCACCUUCUACAAAAGCGGCGACAGUCAGUUCGGGGGCGUCAGGAUGGCCGUCCACAAGCGCAGCUUCAAAUGCUUCGACGCCCUGCUGGACGACCUUUCCCAAAAGGUGCCCCUGCCAUUUGGCGUGCGGACCGUGACCACUCCCCGCGGCAUCCACGCCAUCAAGCACCUGGAGCAGCUCCAGGACGGCGGCUGCUAUCUCUGCUCUGACCAGCGCCAGGCCAAACCAGUCAACAUGGAGCUGGCCGGCAAGCGUCCGAGCAUCUGGCACCACCACAGCCGGAAGCCCCAGCGGCCCGAGUCCUCAUCCGCAACGCCGCCUGGCCAUUCCUCUUACAGGCAGCGACGGAUCCUGCUGGUGAAGAACAGCGAGCCGGGAAUGAGGAGGAGCGUGGUGCUCAGCCGGAGGUCCACCAGGAGCCUGAGGGCCUUUCUCGAUGAGGUGUCCGAGGUGAUGCAGUUUCAUGUCCGCAAGCUCUACACUGCUGAGGGGCGCAGGAUUGACAGCGUGCAAAGCCUCAUGACUUGUCCUGGUGUGUUGGUGUGUGUCGGUCGGGAAGCUUUCAGCCAAGUGCUGGUGAACUUCAUCAGGAAGAGCUCAGAUGAAAAACUGCCCGGUCUGGGCAGCAGGUCUCCUGUUCUAGGCCCCAGGACUCCUGGUAAUGGGGCACGAUCUCCUGCUGCUCAAGGAGUGAGAUCUCCACCUCAUGGAGCUCAGUCCAGAGCCAGCGAGUACAGUGAAGGGCCUGAAGGCAAGAAGAAUGUAAACUUUGGUCUGGAAACCAAAAAAAGCAUCAUCCACCCUCGAUCUGAUUCCUCAAACCGCUCAACCCGUUUCUCCUUGUCUUCAGAGAAGUCGUACGGCAAUGGUGUCAGCGCCUCCUCCCACGCCAGGCCGGCUAUUAUGAACGACGACAUUGAAAAGCGGGUCCUGGUCAACAAAGACGGCAGCCUCUCAGUAGAGAUGAGGGUGCGUUUUCGCCUCCACAAUAACGAGACCCUCCAGUGGUCUACACAAGUAAAAAAAUCCCCAUCUCUGAAUAAUGAAUGCUGCCCACUGAGCCAGGCCCAGCCCCACUACCUGCGGCAGGGUCAAUCAGAGAGCUGCUCUGACCCUGACUCCACAACCUUCGACCCUGAAGGUGGGGACUAUUCCAACAAACCUCUGCAACGUGUGUUGGAGGGGAACAACUGCCCCUGCUGCUACCAGAGACCGGAACAGCAGUACGACUUGUGGGAGAACCCAGCCCACCGCCUCAGAAAGCCUCCUGUCCCUCCUCCACAUGAAUCCAGCUGCACACACACUGUGAUGAGACACACACACUCUUCCAGCUCUUCCUCGUCGUGUAAUUCCAGGAGGCUGGUGCGCUGUCGAGCCCGGGUCUCCAACUGCGGAGGAGGUUCGGAGCAGAGCCAUCUGGUGCAGGAGGAGAUGUUUUUGACGGAGCAGGUUGAGCGCAGAGUAGAGGUGGAGAAGGAUGAAGAAACCCAUGUCGAGGUGUGCAGAGUGAGCCGAUGCUGCAGCCGAAGUGAAGUAGACCGACGGCCUCUUAGCAGGAAGUCAGUCGAGGAUGAGCUAAUGAUGGAAGAAGAGGAGGAGCGUGUUGCGUCUGCCAUCAGUAGCUCCUCCCAUGUCCUUCAAUCGCUGAUAGAGGACCAGGAUGAUGACCUGCUGCCCAGCGCUUCACAGUGCUGUCAUAGCAACGGACCAUCUCCAUGCCCGACCUCCCAGACUCGCCUGGAUGACGAACAGACCAGCAACGUCUCGGCCGGUUCCGUCCACUCUAAAGAACACAAGAAGGGUGAUGAGGAGACAGGAAGCAGAGCCGUAUCUGCGGCCUCUUCCUGUCACUGCGGAGGAGCUGACCCGCAUUCGACAGCCGAAGCGGAGGAGAUGGAUCGAGCUCCAAGCUCCAAGUCCAAAACGAGCAGAGCCUCCUGCAGGUCCAGCAAAGCCAAGGUCGCAAACUCAGAGGAAGAGGGGGCUGCAGAUGAUGAGGAUGAAGAUGUAAAAAGGGUUCUCAGUGGCUUGUCUGGUCACACAGAACUUUCUCUGCAGUCAAGGGCAUCCAGUGUAUGUCUUAAUUGUGGCGGCUGCAAACGAGAGGUCAACUCUGAUUCAAACAGUAGAGCAUCGCAGAAGUCCCAUCAUUCCAAACCAGCCUCUUCAAAGCCCCAAACACCUCUCUCCAGCCAAGAGGUUGGCAGCGAUGGUGAGGAUGAUGGCUCCGAAGGUUCGGCCUCGUCAACGCAAUCUAACAGGACUAACCUCACCAACAAUGGGCGCUGCUCUGCAUCAUCAAACGUCCUGAUGGGAAGUGCACCGAGUGCCAUGUCCAGAACGUCUAAUCCGGAGUUGGCAGGAAAAGAGGAAGUUAGGGCUCCUCGUGCCGCCUCAGCCACAAGUCACAGGUCAAAUAGGUCACACAAGUCUGGCUGUAAAGGCAGUGGUGCUGAAGAAAAAGACGAGGGGAGAAGCCCGAGUGCCGUGUCGGCUCAGUCCAACAUGUCCAGCAGGUCUCACAAGUCCAACUGCAGUGCAACAGCUGACAUAAAGACAAGAGAGGAGGCAGAGGGAGAGUACACUGUGGAGAGAGCACGGAGCUCCUUGUCAGACAAAUCUGGUGCUUCGGCAAAGACCAUUGCUUCAGCCAAGAAGGAGGAUGCCACUAUUGAAAGAACUCCCAGUGCACUUUCUGUUAAGCCUGACAAGUCGCAAAGACCUGAUAGCGUCUUGUCUGCUAAAUCAGCCAAUUCAAAUGUGUCAGUGAAGUCCGGCACAUCUCACAGGUCCACUUGCAGUCACUGUGUGAGAGCAGUAUCUCCAGCUGAUGAACCCAAAGCAACUGGACAGGAAGAAGGAAUUGAGGCAGAGGAGCGAGCUGUGAGUGCCAUGUCAGCCAAAUCUAAUCUUUCUGCCAAGUCCGAUAAAUCCCAUAUGUCCACCAAAGCUCCAGAAAGGUCACUUUCUUCCAGGUCUGAAACUGGAGAAGCCGGAGAAGGAAGGGCAGCGAGUCAAAGGUCUGACAGAUCGGUCAAGUCUUCAAUGUCAUGCAAGACUAACGAUGAAAUCGUUGGAUCGCCAAGCUCCAAGGAAAAUGAGAUGCUAGAAGAUGAACAGCACAGAAGUGGAAGUGUAAUUUCUGCUCAAUCAGCCUCCUCUGCCAAGUCCGGACGCACAAAUUCUCCAGCCAAAGACACGGCGAAGACAAGCGACAGAAGCCCCAGCGCCAUGUCGGUGAAAUCGCACACCUCUGCGAAGUCCUCCAAAUCACAGAAGUCGAACCGAACCACAGCAUCUCCAAAUCCAAAUGAAGACGAUAUUCCUUCUGCUGAGACGAAUGGACAAGCGGAGCAAAAUGAAAAUGGCCGGGUGGCCAGUGUCCUCUCUGUAAAGUCAAAAUCAUCAGUCAGCUCCCGUACGUCUCACAAGUCGACCAGGAAUCUCAGACCGGUGUCAACAAAUCCAAACGUCACCAUUAAAUCACCAGACAAUGAGGAAAGAAAUGGGAGAGCACAGAGCGCCGCAUCUGUUAAAUCUACAGUUUCGACUUCAUCACGCAAGUCCAAUCGCAAUAGAGCAGCAGAUGAAAAUGUUGUGGAGGUCAAUGCACCACAAAGUAAAUCUCAGGGCCAAAUGCUCUCACCCAGGAGUGCAUGUCCCUCGCGGACCCAGUCACCCAAAGCUGGCCCCAGUGUCGGAGAGACAAGAGGGCCCAGUGCCUUGUCGGUUACCUCCACCAUCUCUGCAAAGUCUGGCAAAUCCAAAUGCAGCUGUGGAGCAGCUUCAGCAAAGGACGUAAAGGAGCAAGUUAAUGAGGAGCUGGAAAAUGAGGAGUCUUCUGAUCGGGCUGCCAGCGUCCUGUCGUCCUCAACCAAAAGGUCGAGGAGAGAUUCGGGAGGCACAGAGCAACCGCUGAGUCGAAACUCUUCGGAGUCAGUCUCACUCGGGUUGCCAGAAGACCAAGACACGGUCGACUCUGAUAGUGGCAAGUCCAGUGUUUUUUUUCACACAACCGCUGAGAGAAAGAGAAGAGUGAAGACAGCAACUCCUUGUGUCCACGAAAGCACAGAGCAGUCUUUAACAAAGGAAGAAAGGGAGGAAACCGGGUCCAUCAUGUCUCAAAAGUCCAGCUGUAAAACCACUCGCAAUCGCCCAGCAGUCGACAUCCCUACUAUCGAAACACCAGGAGGGAGUCAGCACAGAGGAGAAGAAGCUGGGGAGCAAACAACAGAAAGAGGAGCCAGUGCGUUUUCAGCCAAAAGCAGCCAGUCCCACAAGUCGUCUUGUAGCUGUGGUGUCAAAGCAGGAAAUUACCUCGAAACAGGAAGUGUGAGGUCUGCUUCAGCGACUAGCAUUGUGGGCGCGCCCGACAGCAGGACUACAUCUGCAGGUUCACCAGCAAGUGCUAAAGUUCAGAGCAAAUCCCCUGCAAGUGCCAGCGCCAAGAAAGUUGAUGUAGACAGAAAUUUAGGACAUAACGUCACUGAAAAUCAGGCCAUCAGUCGACCAGCUAGCAAGGCCAUUGGGAAAGAGGAUAUGGCAGACAGCAAGAGUCCCUGUGGUCUCAAAGGAGAGGAUUCAGUCAAAGAUCAAAAGGCCAAAUCCAGUGGCAGUGUCAAAACGUCCAGUUCCCAAAAGAAAGAAAUGAAAUCCUCAAGCCCCUGUCCCGUCCACAGCCCCAGACCAGGCAGCAGAGUGGAGACACGUAGUGAGAGCCCCCUGUCUCGCUCUCUGUCCGCCGCCGACAUGCUGAAGGAAACCAUGGCUGAUGCGCAACAAUCGAAGGCCAAUAAAACCAGUGCGAAGUCCACAACGAAAAGGCGGGAGAGGAGCAGGAACCAGGCGGAUCAGGAGGAGCUGGAGCUGUCACCCGCCUGUCUGCCCAACGCUUCCCCCAACGAGGUCGUCAGCGACUGGCUGCGGAGCAUUCCCGCGAACAGCAGCAUGCUGGCGCUUGGCGACGAGCCGCACGAGGAGGUGUCUCCAGUUUAUGGGCGGAGACUGAGCACAUCAGCCAGGGGCCUCUUGGACUGUUUGGCCCAGCUCCAGCUCAUCAAGCCAGCAUUGAGCCCUGGCUUUGACCCAAAGAAGGACCAGCACUAUGAGGAAAUCAUGGCCAUCCUUCAGUCCCUCUGGCUCACUGAACCCAGGAACACUGAGAAAGAGGAGGCCAAGGAGGCCAAGGACGUUGGCACAGAGCAGGUGUCUCCGCCAAGGUCCUCAUCCGGGCUGGGAAUGAGCAGUGGCUCUGGCGGAUCAGGGAAGGAGAAUGGAAACCCACCUGGAGGUGAACCGACGGCAAGCAAAACAAAAGAGGCCUCUUUACAUGAGGAUGGGGGAGCGGAGAAGGUGGUCGAAGAGGAACCGGCACAGAGUGAAGAACAAUGUACAGUCCCUCCGAGUCUGGAGAGCGCAAAAGCUCCCGACAACCCCUCGUCGUCGGACAAGAGCUCUGCCAAUGACAGCUCCAAAUCCCCCACCGAUAAUGAACGCGAGACGGCGGAUGACUCCAGCUCCGCCACGCCCUCGACCGUCCUGCGAGCACCCUUGUCAAAAAGACAAUCCCAAGACCCCGAUCCUGUGUGGGUCCUGCACCUCCUGAAGAAGCUGGAGAAACAGUUCAUGAGGCACUACAUCAGCGCCAUGGCGGAGUUCAAAGUCCGCUGGGACCUGGACGACAGCCUCGUGCUGGACGCCAUGAUGGACGAGCUGAGGGACGAGGUGAGCCGACGCAUCCAGAGCAGCGUCGAGUGCGAGGUGCAGAAGAUUCAGAGUCGCGCCGGCAGAGGGGGCAGGUUGCCCCGGCCACCGCAAAGAGGGAACCUCUCCAGGGAGUCCACCGUGACGGAGAAUAGGCGUCGGAUACUGAAGGUCAUGAAAAAACAGUCGUUGAAAACCGCCGAGUCCUUGAGCGACGACGACACGACGGGCGAGUUCAGCGACCAGCGGAGCGACGACGAGUACUGCCCCUGUGACGCUUGUGUCCGCAAGAAGAUGGAAGCCCGGCCUUUCAAAGCGAACCCGCUGGCGUCCGAAGCACCAGUGAUGAUGGAGUUUGACCUCCUUAAGAUACUGCAGCUGAAGAAAGACCCUGCGCCCGCAGCUGUGACCGCACAACCUGCGGCGGGGGGAGGUGAUAACAAUGUCGCAGACGAGGAGGGGAGGAGUUUAGAGGUACUGCAGGAGGAAGAGGAGGAGGAGGAGGAGGAGGAUGAUCAAACUAAAGAGGAUAUCAAAGCUCACAUUGUUUUAGAGGAGACGAUCCCAGAGGAAGAUGAGGAAUUGGCGAAAGAAGAGGAUGGGGAUGAGGCAGGAGAAGAGGAGGAGGUGGAAGUUGAAAAGGAGGAGGAAAGUAGUGCAGGUGAUGAGCAGCAGGGAGAAACAGGUGGUGAGGAAGCAGGGGAGGAGGAGAUGUCAGAAAAUGGUGAGGAAGAGGAGGAGGCAGAAUGCCACUGCCAGUCUGAUAUAAAUGAAGAGGGAGAGGAGGAAACAGCAGAAGGAGAAGAUGCGGAGGAAACUAGCGACAACACAGGUGAGGACGAUACAGGGGAGGAAGAUGAGAGAGAGGACGAGAAGGAGGAAGAGUGUGAGGUGUCUGAAUUUAAGAAGGAAGAAGAAGAAGAAGAAGAAGAAGAAGAUGAAGAAACAACAGGCAGGGAAAGUGGAGGAGAAGAGGCCUCCGGGGAAACGGAGGAUGAUAACGCUGCAAAAAGAGAAGACUCCACGCUGGUGGAGGAGUUUGGGAAGGGAAACAUCAGUGCCUCAGCAGAGGAGGAAGAUGAUGGAGAUGGGGAGUCACAUGAAGACGAAAAGGGAGGAGAGAGUGAAGAGCAGGGAGCGGAGGCAUCAGAGGAGGAAAGAGCCUCAUCAAAGGGCCAAGAGGUGACCGCAACUGAGGGAGAGGAGGCCGACUGCGAAGACUCGGACACCGACGGCAAACGUCGGAGCGACACCAGCGCCGACGACUCGGGACACGAGGGGGCCAGAACCACGGGGGAGGAGGGUGCUGUCGAAGUGUUCCCGUCUGAGGAAGAAGAGGUGCGCAAGAGGGAGGAUGGCGCUCUCCUCCAUCAGUUCACCAAGACCUCUGUGGAGUCCCAGUCCGGCUCCCUGGAGGACAUCGACACAGACGCGCACCAUCACCCGGUGAACUCCAUUGAAGUGCCCAAAAUGGCCACCGGCGGCAGCACGGGUCAGAGGAGGAGUCGCUCGCCGGGCAGGGCCCAGCGGCGCAAACCCAAAGAGACUGACGGCGAACUGGAUGACUUUUAACCCAGCUGGUAGAAUGAUGUAGGCUCACGGACUGCAACCACAAACUCCAACACUCAAAGCACUUUAUCUUUCCAGAUCCGGCGUACAAUCUUGAAACUUGAAACAACAACAGUAUCCUAUUAAGUUAUAUUUGUAUAUUUUUAAAGUUAAUUGUACUUACCAAGGGAUAUGUCUAUUACUGUAUUGCAUGUGUAUGAAUAAGGUAUAUUUUUGAAACAAAAAAACAAAAACAAACUCAGUGGACCACAAGUUUAUUGAUUUAUUAAUUUACCCAGUACCUCGGAGAUAUGUUAGAUGUUAACUGCCUGUUUCUGUAUUGUUCGACAGAACCAGUGUAUUGAUGCUAUCAGUUAAAUUCCUAGUCUCGUUUCAUUCUCUGGGGUUUGGAAGGUCAUCUCCUGGCUGUUACUUAACUACCAGCUUAAAUCUGUUUUAAAGCUCUGUGAUGUAACCUGAUUAUCUGAAAGGAAUCGUGUGACCUUUUUGAGUCCGAUAGGAUCGAUACCACUUCAGGUCUGAAGCUAAAGCCAGGAGAUGGUUAGCUUAGCUUAGCACAAAGACUAGAAGCGAAGGGGACAGCUAGCCUGGUGCUUGGGCUGUACUUUAAAGUUACUUUUGGAUCACUUUCCACCCCAAAAUGGACAGAAGGAAAAAUAUUUAUUUCUAAAUCGCAAACUGUAUUUUAGUAGCUUUAUUAUAAGAUGUAAAUACAGCAAUUAUACCUCAUUAUAUUUAUGUAGUCCGAUAAUUGUACCCAAGUUUUAUUCCCAGGUUUGAAGUUACAAAAAUGGGAGCAUCUCUGAGGCAAGCGUCUGGAUUUCAGGUUAAACUCUUUCUCUGCUGCUUAAACAUAAGAGGUGUGCGUUUGCAUGACCAGCAGUGUGAAAAGACAGCGUGAAGCUGAUGCCUUACUGUAGCCAUGGUUACAUGGCGGUAUUUGGCUGGAAUGGAUCAAAUCUGCUCGUUAAAAAAAUGCUCAAAAUAUAUACUUAAAAAAGUGAGCUGACCUCCAGGCUCACUCCCUAACUGACAAAAUCCUCCUGUGUGUGGUACCAAGGGUGGGAGUGUGUGCCUAUGCUGCUAUCUGUCCGUUUGGCUGUGAACAUCAUG
Cyclopterus lumpus (lumpfish) is the source of this 8439-nucleotide messenger RNA. It is a transcript of the gene rp1l1a, whose product is annotated as rp1 like 1a. Lineage: Eukaryota; Metazoa; Chordata; Actinopteri; Perciformes; Cyclopteridae. The record is from RefSeq and is a predicted model, not a curated record. Gene Ontology annotation, cellular component: axoneme. The annotation marks the transcript as partial. The transcript is spliced from 8 exons. Gene Ontology annotation, biological process: photoreceptor cell development; axoneme assembly; intracellular signal transduction.